This is a messenger RNA of Hippocampus zosterae (dwarf seahorse), 1909 nucleotides long. RefSeq names its product translocation associated membrane protein 1 (gene tram1). The transcript has 11 exons. Gene Ontology annotation, biological process: protein insertion into ER membrane; SRP-dependent cotranslational protein targeting to membrane, translocation. Bases 185 to 1288 code for a protein of 367 amino acids. Gene Ontology annotation, cellular component: endoplasmic reticulum membrane. The record is from RefSeq and is a predicted model, not a curated record. Lineage: Eukaryota; Metazoa; Chordata; Actinopteri; Syngnathiformes; Syngnathidae.
AAUUCUCCCUUGCGAGGACCCUCCCACUCCUAGUACAAGAGUGACACGCCAUUUAAUCGCUGUCUGGCCUUUUGCGCUUCUCGGAAAUAGGAGAGCAAUCGUUAAGCGCUUCCGCGUCGAAAACGACCCAAAUUUGAGAUUGCGAGAAGCUACCGUCGAAGGAGUAACGCAGAAUCGUGUGGAUAUGGGUAUCCGGAAAAAAAGCAGCAAGAGCCCGCCGGUGAUGAGCCACGAAUUCGUCAUCCAGAACCAUGCCGAUAUUGUGUCAUGCGUUGCUAUGGUGUUCCUUCUCGGGCUGAUGUUCGAGGUCACGUCCAAGUUUGCAGUGUUGUUCAUCACCGUCCAGUACAACGUCACCAUUUCAACAAGUGGCCCAGAGGAGACUUCCGUCAAUCACUUCCACCACGGCAUCAAAGACCUGGCCACCAUCUUUUUCUAUAUGCUGGUGGCCAUCAUCAUGCACGCCAUCAUCCAGGAGUACGUGCUGGACAAAAUCAUUCGGAAGAAACACUUCUCCAAAACCAAACACAGCAAGUUCAACGAGUCGGGCCAGCUCAGCGCUUUCUACCUGUUCUCCUUCGGCUGGGGCGCAAGCAUCCUCUUCUCUGAGAACUUCCUGUUCAAUCCCAGUUCGCUGUGGGAAGGUUACCCCCACAUGCUGAUGCCGCUGCAGAUGAAGUUCUACUACAUCUGCCAGAUUGGCUAUUGGCUUCACGCACUCCCUGAACUCUACUUCCAGAAGACAAAAAAGGAGGAUAUUCCACGCCAGCUGGUCUACAUUUUCCUCUACCUGGUCCACAUCGCCGGCGCUUAUAUCCUCAAUUUGAACCGUCUCGGUCUGGUCCUGCUCGUGCUGCACUACUUUGUCGAGCUCCUCUUCCACGUUUCCCGCCUCGUCUAUUUCAGUAACGAGAACAGACAACUGGGCUUCAAGGUGUGGGCCGCUCUCUUCGUCCUCGGGCGUCUCCUCACGCUCUCCCUCUCCGUCCUCACGGUGGGCUUCGGCCUCGCCAACGCAGACAACCAAGGCUUCGAUUUGGCCACGGGAAACUUCAACGUUCUUUUCGUGAGGAUCACCGUGCUGGCCGGUGUGUGUCUGACGCAGGCCUUCAUGAUGUGGAAAUUUAUCAACUUUCAGCUGCGCCGCUGGAGGGAGCACGCCUCAGUGCAGACCCUCAAGAAGAAACAGGGGCCCUCCAAGAGCAAAGCAAAGAAAGCCAACGGUGUCAAUGGCGUCAACUCCCACGCCGCAGACUCACCGAGAUCCCGGAAGGAAAAAUCUUUUUAAAAGAUUCUCCGUCAGUAGCCCUUCCCUCUCGUUAGGGCCCCUUCCCUCUCUCUCCUCAAGAAGCUUCCCAAGUGGCCGUAGGAUGGAUUUAUGAAUCGUCGGAAAGGCCGCGCCGCUGUGCCAUUUUUGGGUGGGAACGAACCAACAAAUUGUGGAAUAAACUGUUGCAAAAGGAAAAAAAAAGACCCUAUUUAAGAAAAAAGUGCCUAUUGAUACAGAUCGUUUGUACAGGGUGUGUCAUUUUUUAAAAUUGUGUGUUUUGAUGCCCCCAAAUGUCUGUUUCAUUUCACCCCGCGCCCACAAAAAAAAAAUCUUGUAUGAAUUACUUCACUUUCCUUUUUAGCUUUGAUUUCUGUUUUGCAGCCGAGCAAACACGACUGCGUCACUGUCUGACAAAGUUGAAACAUGCAGGUAGAUGUACAUCUUUUUUAAAAAUAAAUAAAUAAAAACACCCGGUCGGUGCUGGAUGAGGGCUCCCAGUUAAUUCAAGGAGAUAUUAGGAGAGAGGGAACUCUGCGUUUUUUUUCUGCAUUUCUAUUGCUUAUGAGAAGAGGGAUUUGUUGUAAAAAUGUAGAGGGUUUUCCAGUUUUUGAUUGUGCCAAAUAAAUCAGAUUGACUGUU